AUGGAAUGGAUGAAUCUGACUAUUCUGCAGCGCAGAGAGGAAUGUUGGAUGAGCUGGACCAAAAAAGGGAAAAGUGUGUUCGUUUUGUUGGGCUUUUGGGACGAAAAUGAUACCUCCGACUGGCGUAUUCUGCCCGCGUCUCUCGCACACUGUUAUUUAUACUGGCUUCAGAAGAAACUUCACGAGCUCAUGCCAGCUAAGCAUCCGAAAAGAGAAUACUUCUGCCCCGAGUCAUUCGGGCUUAGGCUUAUAGCCGAUUGGGAGAAUACUCUUCUGCGCGGCUUUCUCCGGUGGGCCGUCGUGCAAGCUCACAAGCCCUCAAGCGCCGUCCAUUCUCUCCUGCAGAUGCAUUCUUCCGACGAUGCAGCGAAGUAUGUGGUUCCCAAGCCCAAGGGUGAUAUUAAGGUGGUCCUUGUUCGCGUCACAGACUUGCCCGAGUUGCUGGAUCAUUGGGACCAGCGUGUUGUUUCUGGCCCAGCCGAGGAGGAAAUGCUCGAAGUAUGCAGGUCUAACAAGCCAAAUUUUCGCAGGUCUAUAUUUCAAGGGCUUUUUGUUCUGGCGUGGAAGGUCCCGGGAGACUAUGGGGAUAUGUGGAUGGACGGUCAGGGCUUUGCUAUUCCUGAUGUUCCUGAGUCGAUCUAG
This is a messenger RNA of Fusarium proliferatum ET1, 642 nucleotides long. RefSeq lists its product as uncharacterized. The record is from RefSeq and is a predicted model, not a curated record. Lineage: Eukaryota; Fungi; Ascomycota; Sordariomycetes; Hypocreales; Nectriaceae. The transcript has a single exon. The coding region runs from base 1 to 642 and encodes 213 amino acids.